CAGACUAGCAUGUCUGGCUCAGCAAGACAGGGUGCUGGUGUCCCGAGCUGGCGGGGAAAGCAGGAGCAAAGGUAGUCUUGGCACUUGAUCAAGCCUGUCACACCAUGCAUCUGAAGAAGAGUUUUUUUAGCCACAAAAGCUUAUGCCCAAAUAAAUCUGUUAGUCUUUAAGGUGCCACCGGACUCCUCGUUGUUUUUAUAUCUCCAGGUGUUCCACAAAGGAAGGUAGUAGUAUUACCACCAUUGUAUAGAUGGAGAAGCUAAGGUACAGAGGUGCAAAGUGACUUGUCCAAGGUCACAGAUCAGAACAAUAGCAGAGUUGAAACUGGAAACAAGGCCUAGCCACUGGACCACACCUUCCUUCUCCAAGACCCUAUCAAAUAUUUUCAUGUUCUCCCUUUCUUCUUCUCAAAAACCAGAUGCUUCUAUAGCCAUGAGUAAGUGGACCUCCUAGAACAGGCUUCCUAACUUUCUCAGAAAUGGUAUCAUCCUGACUCUUUGAAUGACUACUUUAAGAAAAAAAAAUUAUAAUGGUGAAGACACCGUUCAAUACUUUCCCAGGAAAGAAAUGGCCAGCUACACCCUGGAAAUGUCUGUAAAGAAGAGGUUCAGUGAGAUGUCAAAGGAAAGCAAGCGAUUGUGAAGAUUCACAACAGAUCAUUUGGUCUCCUCUGCAGAAGCUUUACCUUUGGCCCGAACGCUACACUGCACUCCAGUCAAUAAUCUAAGAAAAGGACCUUAGGAAUGUACAAGGCUGUAUCUUUUUUAGUUACCAUGUGGCAAAUAGUUCGGGAAAUAAAUCAUCUGUUAUUCCUGUAAUGCACAAUCUCUCUGUAAGGAUAUUCUUCAACAUGCUCUGAAAAGGGUACCCACAUAUGCCCUGUAUAGAAUUCUAACAGUUUAUAGUAAUACUGCUUUGGAUUUACAGAGUGCUUUGCACCUUCAAAGGUCUAUGGAGACAUUAGCGAAUUACUAUGGGCUAGAUGCUGCUACCAUUUCUCAAAGUAGGUGAAAUCCUGCCUCCAGUGAAGCCAGUGACAAAACUCCCACUCAUUUCAGUGAAGCCAAGAUUUCACCCACUGAAUUUUACCUUAUUUGGGAUAUGAUCCAACACCCUUGUAAAUCAAUGGGAGUCUUUCUACUAAUGUCAGUGGGGUUUGGAUCAGACCUUCAGUAAGCAGUCCCAUUAGUAUAACAGAUGACCAAAUAUUAUCCUUAAGAGCAGUUAUCAAGGCCCUCUUACGUUCAUAGGCACCUAAGUUCCAGUGGGGACAUCCGUGUCAACUCUAAAUCAAUUCUGGGUAAAGUUAAUAACAUAGCUGGUGUUCUUAAUUAUAGGUACAUUAUUAACUCAACUCACAUUUCUAUAGCCAAGCUUUAUUCAGUAUUUCCUCUCUCCCUCUCCAGAUAUUGUUCUCAUUGAUUACAAUGCUCAUGAGAAACUUUCCCCCUUAACUGCCCAGGAAUUGGUUUUCCAAGCAUUGCUAAAAAGUGAUCAUAUGAGUUAACAGCUCUGACUUUCCUGUGGAGGAGCAAGGUUGGCUCCACUCAUGGCAGGCUUUGUUAUCAAUGUUAUCAUGUGGGAAUUAGCCACUUGGUCUGCUGAUAAGGUAAAGGCCAUUUUAACAGCAAACAUUCAGCUCUUAGUCCCUUUUUCUCACUCUGUGCCUGUGAAGUGCAGUAGGUGCAGGAUGAAGACACCGUGGCUUUCAUUCCUCAUUUUACCAUUUCUCUCGAGUCUUGGAGCAGAGGAUGGCAUAGGCCCAAAGGAAACAAAGCCAAAGAAAGCCAAACUCCCCCAAAUCAGAGAGGAGAACAACAUUCUGGUGCUGAAAAAGAGCAACUUUGACAGAGCACUGAAAGAAACUAAGUAUCUGCUGGUGGAGUUCUACAUUUCUUUAUCUGGACCAUCUCAGAUUCUGGCUGAAGAAUUUGCCAAAGCUGCGGGGCAGCUUAAAAAAGAAGCUCCUGGUAUCAGAUUUGGCAAAGUUGAUAUCACAGACCAAAAAGAUCUGAAAAAAGAAUUUAACAUUCAAGAGUUUCCGACUGUGAAGUUCUUCGUGGAUGGUAAUAGGAAAAAUCCUAUAGAUUGCAAAGGAGUCAGAGAGGCCUCUGCAUUUAUUACCUGGGUGAGAAGACAAAUAGGACCCAGCACUGUAGUUAUCAACAGCACUGACCAAGCUGAAGCUAUCAUCAACUCUGAAGAUUUGGCAGUGAUUGGCUUUUUUAAGGAACUUCACGGUGGAGCAGUGGAAGUUUUCUAUGAGACUGCGAGAGAUGUGCCAGAGCUGCCUUUCGGAGUGACAGCCAGCGAGGAGGUUUUUAUGAGCUAUGGCAUCCGAGAGAACGCCAUUGCUGUGUUUAAGAAGGGAAAACCUGUACAUAACGAAGUGGCUGAAGAUGGCAAGCAGAACAAAGUGGAUCUUACCAGAUUAAUUAAAACUUUUACCAUGGAUUUGGUCACAGAGUAUAAUCUUGAGACAUCUGUGAAGAUUUUUGAUGUCCCUGUUGAAAAUCACAUCCUGCUGUUCACCCCUAAGAACUCAGAGACAUUCAACAAGACUUAUGAAGAUUACAGGUCUGCUGCUGUGGAAUUUAGAGGAAAGAUAAUGUUCAUCUUGGUGGACACGAAUGAAACCAGAAACGGGCGCGUUUUUGAGUAUUUUCGCAUCACUGAGAUAGACGUCCCUGCAGUGCGAAUCUUAAACCUGACAAGUGAUGCAAAGUACAAAAUGCCUGCAGAUGAGGUGACCGUGGAGAAUCUAAGAAGCUUCUGUCACAGCUAUCUAGGUGGGAAAGCAAAGCCCCAUGUAUCUAGUGAAGAAAUUCCAGAGGACUGGGACAAGAAUCCUGUUAAGGUGCUUGUUGGAAAGAACUUCAACAGGGUCACCUUUAAUAAGACCAAGAAUGUGUUUGUAAUGUUCUAUGCACCUUGGUCCCAUGAUUGUAGGAAACUCUUACCAAUUUGGGAUGAGCUGGGCAAGAAAUAUGAACAUCAUGAAAAUAUAGUAAUUGCCAAAAUAGACUUCACAGCAAAUGAUAUCCAGUUAGUUAUGCUAGACCGCUAUCCAUUCUUUAGAUUCUUUCCUGUUGGAUCCAAUAACCAGGUUGUGGUAUAUGAUGGGGAAUAUACCCUGGAGGCUUUUGCUGAAUUCUUAGAAAAACAAAGCAAGCCAAAAGUAGAAGCAACCAAAAAGCCUCCUUCUGGAGAAAGCAAAGAGGAUCUCACUGAGGAAGAGACGGUCAUAAAACAGAAAGAAGAACUUUAG
Molecule: messenger RNA, 3268 nt
Organism: Terrapene triunguis (Three-toed box turtle)
Lineage: Eukaryota; Metazoa; Chordata; Testudines; Emydidae
Gene: PDILT
Product: protein disulfide isomerase like, testis expressed
Exons: 11
Coding region: 1550-3268 (572 amino acids)
Biological process (GO): protein folding
Cellular component (GO): endoplasmic reticulum
Molecular function (GO): protein disulfide isomerase activity
Source: RefSeq, a predicted model, not a curated record